UGUGUGUGUGUGUAUAUAAAUAAAUUAAAUAAUAUAUAUAUAUUUUUUUUUAAUUCGUGAUCCAAUCGAAAGGAAGGAAAAGUAAAGUAAAAGAUUCCUUCUGAUCAUACAGAUGGAAGUCUUGGUGAUAAUGAAAACUGAUUUGAACCUAGAGUUUCUUUGCUUGCUUGUUUCUUUUUUACUAUAACUAUUGGAUUAUGCUGUGAUGUAAAAAUUAAAUAAAAUCAUUUAACUUGGUGUGUGUGUACUGUAUGUACACCAGACACUGGGCCUGUCCUCUGCCUCCACUGGUAUGUUCUAUAACGGAGCUGGAGACUUGGUCCUACACUUCAUCGCCCAGUGCAACUCCCAGCUGACGGAGAUCCUGGCUGAACAACACAACCAGGUCCAGGUUGGCCAGGCAGAACCAAAGAAGACUGCUGACUUUCUAAGAGAUGCUGUCGAGACCAGACUGAGGAUGCACAUCCCAUACAUGGAAUCUUGGCCACAGGCGAUGAGCAUCCUGCUGCUUCCUCACAACAUCCCCGACAGCCUGAAGCACCUCUCCACCCUGGUGGAUGACAUGUGGUACUAUGCUGGUGACCGCUCCACAGACGUGAGUGGAUCCCAUCGCCCUCGAUCCCCUUCUUCCUCUUCUUCUUCUUCUGCUCACACCUUCCUGUCCCCCUUUCAUCACCACCUGCAUAAUUUCAGGCCAGCCACCUCCCAGGUUACUCCCCCCACCAACACCUGACUCUGUGUUGACACUGUGGCCAGAGAUGUGACUUGUUCCUGAUUAUUUGGCAGAUGCUUCCUUAAAAUGUUUAUCUGUAUGUCUUAUCAUAACUCCAGUCAGAAGUUAGAUAAUCGUUCCAAACCAAUGCUCGGCUCUCAUUAGCUUAUCCUUUCGUAAGUUGCCAUGGUCUAAGCAUGAUAUUGUCUUCAUACUGUGAGAUAAUGGACUUUCAAAGUGUUCUUCACCUCAGCCCCAUUCAUUUUGAUGUUACACUGGGACACUAAUACUACUAUUAUAUGUAUGUAUGUAUAUAUGUGUGUGUAUAUGUGUGUGUAUGUGUGUAUAUGUGUAUGUAUGUGUA
Molecule: messenger RNA, 1076 nt
Organism: Anarrhichthys ocellatus (wolf-eel)
Lineage: Eukaryota; Metazoa; Chordata; Actinopteri; Perciformes; Anarhichadidae
Gene: coq9
Product: coenzyme Q9 homolog (S. cerevisiae)
Exons: 3
Coding region: 293-733 (146 amino acids)
Biological process (GO): ubiquinone biosynthetic process
Cellular component (GO): mitochondrial inner membrane
Molecular function (GO): lipid binding
Source: RefSeq, a predicted model, not a curated record